CGAAUUUGAGCGAUGGCACAGGUUGGCGUCUUGGUGUGCUUGGACGUGCCGGUCGGCAGCGAGUUUGGCGUCGACUACGAGGCCUUUCGCACAGCAGAGCGCUUCCAAGGUGUCAAGCUCCUUCCUGCGGGGCUGCACUUUGUAUUUUACGCCUCCAGUGGCGACCAAGACGGGAUCCGCCAAGGAUUUUUCAUGCACGUGAACGCCGGCGACGUCCAGCUGCGCAAGUGGUCGCACGAGACCGAAGAGCUCUUGCCGCUCACGGAUGCGCGCGACGCAGAGAACCUCACACGCGCGGUUCGCGGCUUCCAGCUCGAUGGCAACCUCGGCGCGUACCCGCAAAAGCACGCCAAGACAUGGCGCCGCCUCUCCAAGUACAUCUCGGCCAACGUGCUGCGCCGCUGUGGCAUCACGCUGGGCGCGACCAUCAUGCCGGGCGACCCGGACGUCAUGUCGACCAACGAACCGUCGACACUGACGCCGUACUUUCCCAAUACGGCGCAAACCGCGCGAUUCACGCCACUGAGAAAGCCAGCACUGUCUCGAUCUGCCGCCGAAGUCACCAUGUUCCAUGUCGACUCGAGUGAGCACCUCGAGCAAUUACUGGCCGAGCACUUCAACAACGACUGGAAAGAACUCGUCGGCGAGCUCCAGCUGUCGUUCGUGCUCUUCCUCCUCAUUUCGUCGCUGGACGCACUCACGCAGUGGAAGCAGAUGGUCUGGCUGCUGUGCUCGAGCGAAGCCGCGGUCGAGACGAUGCCGGACCUCUUCAUCGCGUUCCUCAAGCUCAUGCACACACACCUCGAGCAGGUGGGCGCCGAGUUUUUCCAAGACGAAGUCGCGCAAGAGAACUUUCUACAAGCGUCGCUCGCAUCCCUCUUCGAGAUCCUUCACGACGACACGCUCCACCCCAAGCUGCUGGCCGCGUCCCAGAAGCUCCAGGUCUUUCUGCAGCAAAAGUUCAACCUGCGCUUUGACGUGCUCGGGACCUUUGCAUUUGGCGACGACGAGUGCGCCCCGACCUUUGUGUUGCCGGACGAGCUUCCUGCGUACGUCUUUACCGCCGAUGUGCUCGACGACGACGCCAACGCGCGUGCCGCUGCCGCGCUCUUCCACGGAGCCUCUCGCUCCUAG
This is a messenger RNA of Saprolegnia parasitica CBS 223.65, 1134 nucleotides long. RefSeq lists its product as hypothetical. Lineage: Eukaryota; Oomycota; Saprolegniomycetes; Saprolegniales; Saprolegniaceae. Gene Ontology annotation, biological process: spliceosomal tri-snRNP complex assembly. The transcript is spliced from 9 exons. Bases 13 to 1134 code for a protein of 373 amino acids. The record is from RefSeq and is a predicted model, not a curated record.